Molecule: messenger RNA, 924 nt
Organism: Trypanosoma theileri
Lineage: Eukaryota; Euglenozoa; Kinetoplastea; Trypanosomatida; Trypanosomatidae
Exons: 1
Coding region: 1-924 (307 amino acids)
Source: RefSeq, a predicted model, not a curated record
AUGACGGUGCAUCUACAGAGCAGCAACAAUAAGAAUGAUACUAGUAGUAAUAGUAGUAUUAUUAGUAGUGCGAACCAUAAUAGUAGUAACAACAACAACAGCAGUAACUACUACAGAAAUGAUAUGCAACGCCACCCUCCUCCUCUUACACUUCAAUGUAUGCGAUGUCAACAACGUAUAAUUUGUUGUCCUGGAUGUGGGACGGCGAAUUUGAUCAUUCUUGACAGCCAUGUAUCUCACGAUAGUUGUUUUCCCACUACGAGUACUCAUAAUAGUGUUUCUAAUGUUGUUAUGUUUGGUGAUCGUAAUAGUGGGAGUGUCUCUCUCCCCUGCGGUGGGCAGCCUGCUACCGCUGUUGAUGAGAGAAGAGUGCAGAUGUCUUCACAUGCAUCGCCGACGGCGUUUGAAAUGUUCUGCCGCGACGCAGAGGCUCAACGUUGUCUUUCAGAGAAGAGCGAAACUGAAGAAGAGCGCUGCAGCAGAAGGCGUCUGCUUGCCGAGAUGUGGCUCUCCGCAGAUACGGCCACACGAGAACACUUUGAAAUGGCCGCUGCGGCAAUCACUACUGCUGUUGAAAGUCAUUCUAUCCAUCCUUCUCAUACUGCAAGGCCCUCCCGUACAGGAGAUCGCAGAUGUGUAAAGACGGCGAAGAGACAACAAGUGACCUCACCUGCUACUGUGGAUGCGGCUGAAAAAACAUCGUCCAUAUCGUCUAAAGUGCUGAACAUUACGGUGAACACUGGAAUUACAUUAACGUGGACUCGUAGGCGUCCACCAACGGCGUACAGUCUCUUUUGUAAACACCAGUGUGGAAGCUAUAAGACUAGCGAAGCCCUGAUGUGUGCAUGGAAGAUGAUGAGUCUGGAGGAGAAGAAACCAUAUGAUGAUGGAGCAGCUGCCAUUCGAGUAGCAUUACAGAACUGA